AUUACAUGUUUUGAGCCGGAAGGUUUGGGUAACCUUAUUGAAGGAAUGGAAUUCCAUCGCUUUUAUUUUGAUUCAAGUUCUACAAGUCGAAGUCCGAAAAUUCACACAACUUUACUUAAUCCAAAUGUUCAUAUGAUCGGUGAUGAAGGAGCAUGCAUUGCUUAUAUUCGUUUAACGCAGUACAUUGAUAAAAUGGGUGAAGCACGAUCUCGUCAAGCUCAAGAAACGCGUGUAUGGCAAAAGCGUAACGGUCGUGGGUGGUGUUGUAUUCAUGUUCAUCGAACUGGAGCACCAUCAUCAGUCAACGCAGCUUGUGAUCAUCAUAAUUAA
Molecule: messenger RNA, 330 nt
Organism: Dracunculus medinensis (Guinea worm)
Lineage: Eukaryota; Metazoa; Nematoda; Chromadorea; Rhabditida; Dracunculidae
Source: the annotation of a GenBank genome assembly